Molecule: messenger RNA, 558 nt
Organism: Pyricularia pennisetigena
Lineage: Eukaryota; Fungi; Ascomycota; Sordariomycetes; Magnaporthales; Pyriculariaceae
Exons: 2
Coding region: 1-558 (185 amino acids)
Source: RefSeq, a predicted model, not a curated record
AUGGUUCGCCUCCACGUUCCGGCAAAGAUCCUCUCUGUUCUGAGCCCUUUGGUACCCGCUGUCAAGGACGAGGACAGCAAAUCAGGCGCUGCUGGUCUGGCGAAUCGCUUCACGGGUCUCGCCGUCCACGAGCCAUUGCAGGAGUUCCUGGAUCUUCCUGAUGUCGUCAGACCAGGCACAGCGCAGGACGACAACUCUACAUACGAGGCCCAGCCGGAGCCGUCCUUUGAGGAGGCAGUGUUUGCGCUGGAUGCUCUCAUGAACGACCUGGGUCAUGUCAGGAAUCAUAUUCAAUGGAUCUGGUACAACCACAAGGAUGGCCUCUUCGAAGUGGCCCCAGCCACCGUCGCAACCGACACCAGCGUUGCCCUCGCCAGAGGCCUGAUAGACGAGCUGCUCCCUUUGCUGGGACGGAGCGGUGGAGUCGGAGACCUCCAGAAAAAGUACCAUUUGUUGAGGCGCAUGGGGCAGGGCUGGAAGCUUCGAGAUAUCAUGGUUUCUGACAAUUUCAAGGACAAUUUCAACUACAAGACGUAUGAUAUCGCCGGCGGCACCUAA